AUGCGCUACGCUGCUGCUUAUCUACUUGCAGUUCUUGGUGGCAACGCAUCACCUCAGCUGGAAGACAUAAGGAAAAUUUUGGACAGUGUCGGAAUUCUGUGCAAUGAAGAUACUGCUAAAUUAGUUAUUGGUGCAUGUGAAGGAAAAGAUACUGAUAAGAUUAUUGAAAAUACUAUGAAAGAAUACGGUAUGACAUCAGGUCAAUCAACAGGAUCAGAACGAAUUGAAGAACCGGCAAGUGCUUCGGUUGUUCUAAUGACUCAAUUUUCAACUGGAAACGAGUCGGAUGAAACUGAUGAUGAUGAUCCAAAUGGCGACUCUGACUUCAUGAACCUGUUUGGUGAUUAA
Adineta ricciae is the source of this 348-nucleotide messenger RNA. Lineage: Eukaryota; Metazoa; Rotifera; Eurotatoria; Adinetida; Adinetidae. The record is from the annotation of a GenBank genome assembly.